CUUUUUACACUUCACUUUACUUCUUCUCUUUGUUCCUUCACUUUUCUCUAUUACCUUUAACUACCGAAUUCCCUAGGCCCAGGGUGUUCUCCCCCAAAUUUAGACUAUUACACUUAUUCCUCAAGGCCCAAGUUUCACACUGUGGCGAAUGGAAAACACAUGACUUAAUGUUAACGAGAUAAAAAGUACCCUAAUCUGCGUUACGCUUGCAUGGUGUCAAUCAAUCCCACUUCUAGUGUUACUCCUAGGGUGUUAACUUCUUCUUAACUCUAUUUACUCUUUUCUACUGUUUUUCCCUUUAUUCUACCAUACUCCCCCCUGUUGUGGCGUAUUACAACGCAACAAAACAAAAUUUAGAACGAAGAGGCAAACCUACAACCAAGACAGCAUGACACACCCACACAAAGCUCUUUAACGGUGCGACCAAACAGCACAACAGAACAGCGCAGCCUCACCGAAUGGACCAGCGCUCACACAUGUGAGAAAAACUCACCCUUUUCUGUCGACAAUAGGAGCGGAGGUAGAUGCGCUGAGGCGGUCGACUGCACGUCGAGACUUUCUACAGGUUUGUGUUCAGGAUGGCCUCCAGUGUUGUACCUGGUGCUAACACAAGAAAUGGCUUCACCAUCGUGACUCAAGUGGUUCCAGCUGGAAUGGAUCAGUAUGGCCCCGGGACUGGAGGCGGAGACGUCACUGGAGGCCCAGUUAAAAAACCUCUGAAAGGAGAGCCAAAGGCACUGGGGACUGUCCAGAUAAUGAUCGGGAUCAUGACACUCUUCUUCGGUAUAGUUAAAACGGUCUAUUCACCACAUGUGGGAGUCUACAGCGGUGUCACCUACUGGGGAUCAUGUCUUUAUAUCACCUCAGGUGCUUUAUCUGUUGCUGCAGGCAACAAAGCUAAUACCUGUGUGGUGAGAAGCUCCCUGGUGAUGAACAUAAUCAGUGCUGUGGCUGCAGGAAUAGCCAUGGUUCUGCUGUCUUUUGACAUUGCCUUACAGGAAAUUUAUGGAUAUUAUAGCUGUUCAUACGACAAUCGUUGGAGUGACCAGUGUGCAACUUUCCUCCAGUUAAGGGGCCAAUCAAGUGGAAUCAGUGGAGUGCUGCUGGUGUUCUCUCUGUUCGAGUUCAUCAUCUCCAUCUGCAGUUCUGCGUUCAUCUGCAAAGCCACCUGCUGCAAUGAAUCUCCAGUCCAGACCGUGUAUUGCCGCAACACUCCUGAAACUCACAAUCUGGCCGAAAAUGUUUAAAGCUUUAAAAUAAAUUUCAAAGAGGAAGAUAUUUUUCUAAACAAAUUCCUCUUAUGUUUACCUGUUGAGUUCUGUUGAGUUUUUAUAGGCUGUUUUGCUGUUGUUUGUGAAAGGGAUCAUUGUGACGGUGAGAGUAAAAGAAAAAAUGUAGUAAAACGAAUAAAGGAGGAAAAAAAAGAUGUAGAAGGUAAGACCACAAUUUGGACAUUUAAGCCAGUCAGCCACAUCUCCCACCCACAAAGUUUCGAAACCAGCAGUGGUUUCCUGCAGAUGAAGAGCACUAAACUAACAGCAGAGUUCAUUGUUGGGUAAAUGGUAUGUUUUUUUUUCCUUCGUUCAAUUUGGUUCUAAUAUUAUUCUAAAAAGUGUGUGCAUUAAAAAUACUUUUCCCAUUUUAUAUUAAGUGUCUAUAAUAACUGUAAUUACACAUAAAAACAACAACAUUGCAAUUACUGAUGAUUCAUUUUAGGCAAUGAUACAGAUGGAUUAAAGAAGCACAGCCUGUGUAAUUACAUAUGUGCAUCAACUUCAGUUUUGCUUAUUGUAAUUACACAUGUUUAUCUUCUACACAACACAGUUCCUGUGUAGUUGUUAUGUAGGUACUGUGUAAUACUGGAGGGGUAAUAUAGACAUUGCUUUGGGGGGAAAUGCAACACAUUUACGUAAUGGAUAAAAGUUACAUUUUAAGAUAAAUGGGCAUCUGCUGUCCUGUCACAUAUACAUACAGAAUGUUUACAGUCUCACAGCACCAGCAACAUCCAUGCUAGCUGAAGCCUACAGUACAGUGCAAUUCUAGUGAUGAUUUUGAUGCAAACUAAAUAAAAAUGGAGGAAUGUUCA
Molecule: messenger RNA, 2086 nt
Organism: Pygocentrus nattereri (red-bellied piranha)
Lineage: Eukaryota; Metazoa; Chordata; Actinopteri; Characiformes; Serrasalmidae
Product: membrane-spanning 4-domains subfamily A member 4A-like
Exons: 7
Coding region: 579-1247 (222 amino acids)
Cellular component (GO): membrane
Source: RefSeq, a predicted model, not a curated record